AUGUCUGACUGGGACCAAGUCACCAAGAUUGGCAGCAAGACCCGUGGUCCUGGUGCCUCGCAGCGCGAGACUGUCAUCCGUGGCAAGAGUGCUUUGAACGCUGCCGCACGAAGCGGCGCUGUUGUCGGCACCGAGAAGAAGUAUGCUUCUUCCAACGCUGCUGCCGGUGCUGAGGGUCAGCGCUUGACCAAGGUCGACCGAUCCGACGACAUUAUCAAGCCCAACACUGUUGGCAAGCUGGUGGGCGACACCAUCUCCGCCGCACGACUAAAGAUGGAGCCCAAGAUGACACAAAAGGAUCUCGCGACCCGAUGCAACACCACACAGGGCAUUGUUGCCGACUUUGAACGAGGAUCUGCCGCUCCCGAUCAAAAGGUCCUCGCGAGCAUGGAGCGUGUGCUGAACGUCAAAUUGCGUGGCGCCGACAUUGGCGCUCCCAAGUUUCCUAACAAGAAGUAA
This is a messenger RNA of Metarhizium album ARSEF 1941, 459 nucleotides long. RefSeq names its product Multiprotein-bridging factor 1. Lineage: Eukaryota; Fungi; Ascomycota; Sordariomycetes; Hypocreales; Clavicipitaceae. Bases 1 to 459 code for a protein of 152 amino acids. The transcript is spliced from 2 exons. Gene Ontology annotation, molecular function: DNA binding. The record is from RefSeq and is a predicted model, not a curated record. Gene Ontology annotation, cellular component: nucleus.